Molecule: messenger RNA, 627 nt
Organism: Danaus chrysippus (African queen)
Lineage: Eukaryota; Metazoa; Arthropoda; Insecta; Lepidoptera; Nymphalidae
Source: the annotation of a GenBank genome assembly
AUGGUUUUCUAUUUUACAAGUAAUGUUGUUGCACCACCGGUUACUCUAUUUAUGGGAGCCGAUAAACAUGAAAAUGAAGAUUUAAUUAAGUGGGGUUGGCCUGAAGAUGUAUGGUUUCAUGUAGACAAAAUUUCAUCAGCCCAUGUAUAUCUACGUUUGGGUCCAGGUCAAACUAUCGAUGAUAUACCGAAUGCUGUACUUGAUGAUGCCUGUCAGCUGGUAAAAGCUAACUCAAUAAUGGGUAAUAAGAUGAAUGACAUUGAUAUAGUUUUUAUACUAUGUGGUCAAAAUUUAAAGAAGACACCCAGUAUGGAGGUUGGUCAAGUUGCUUUUCAUAGAGACAAGGAAGUUCGAAAAGUCAGAGUUGUAAAAAGAAUUAAUGAAACUAUAAAUAGGCUCAAUAAAACCAAAAAAGAAUCAUUCCCUGAUUUAAGACUUGAGAGGGAGACAAGAGAUAGAUUGGAAAGGGAAGAUAAAAAGAAAUUGUUAAGAGAAAAGAAAGAGAAAGAAAAGGAAGAAGAAAAACGAAAAAAGGAGGAAGCUGAGUUAAGAAGUUAUGCAACUUUGAUGAAGACAGAGAAUAUGACAACAAAUUAUGAUGGCAAUGAUUCUGAUGAUUUUAUGUGA